This is a messenger RNA of Morchella importuna, 723 nucleotides long. RefSeq lists its product as uncharacterized. The record is from RefSeq and is a predicted model, not a curated record. The transcript has 5 exons. Lineage: Eukaryota; Fungi; Ascomycota; Pezizomycetes; Pezizales; Morchellaceae. The coding region runs from base 1 to 723 and encodes 240 amino acids.
AUGAAGUUCUCCACGCUCAUUUCCACGUCCGCCUUCCUCGUCGGGCAGGCCCUCGCCCACGGCGGUGUCACCACAUACGUUAUCGACGGCACCAGCUACCCCGGCUGGUCGCCCUACAACCCAGCCACUGGACAGUCCACGAUACAGAGGCAGUAUAGCUCCUACGAUCCUUUGUACUCGCCCACUGAUGCCUUCCUCAAAUGCAACACUCCCGGGACUGGUCCAGCUGCUCUAGUUGCUACUGUUGCAGCUGGUGGCACCGUUGUUGCCAAAUGGGCGCAAUGGACCCACGCUGAAGGCCCUGUCUUGGUCUACAUGGCCAAAGUAGGAGACACCUUUGCAGACUCUGACGGCGAUGGACUCAAGUGGUUCAAGAUCGACGAAGCAGGUCUCCUGUCAGGCACUGUCAAUGCCGGGUCCUGGGGUCUCGGGGUGGUCCUGGAUACCUUGGAGUGGACCACCACCAUCCCGGCGAACCUUGCUCCAGGGAACUACUUGAUCAGGCACGAGCUUAUUGCGCUCCACCAAGCAAACACUCCUCAGUUCUAUCCCGAGUGUGCUCAGCUCACCGUUACCGGCAGUGGAACGGGGGUGCCGUCGGGAGCCUACUUGACCUCGUUCCCGGGUGCUUAUGCCGCGAGUGAUCCUGGUAUCACGAUCGAUAUCUACUCAUCGACGGCGACCACCUACACCAUCCCUGGACCGGCCAAGUGGACUGGUUAG